UUUGUCUGGAGGAACAACACAGUUAAUGUGGAGACUGUUAAAAUGUCGCGCGUGUGUGUGGGAGGGGUGGGUGAGACACGCGGUCAAUAAAUGUGCACACACUGUCUUAGGUUAUCAUUUCAGCAGCUACAGCUCUCACAGUCUGGCUUCACAGGAGUGACAUCAGCAACGACCUGCUUGGGACCUUUCUCCAGGUUUGGUUUCAUGUCAUUGAGAAAAUGUGCUUUUCCUCAUGUACACCCUCAACGGAGAAAUCAGGAAGAAAAGAAAAGAAAUACUCAAACUAUUUUAAAUAUUGAAUAAGUUCAUUAAAAAAAAAAAAAAAAAAAAAUCCAGAUUUAAUCAUGUCCCUGGACAAUACUUGUACAGUAACAUCGGCCAGCAAACACAAGGAGCGCAAACCAAAGAAGCCUCACUAUAUCCCCCGUCCGUGGGGGAAACCCUACAACUACAAAUGCUUCCAGUGCCCCUUCACAUGCAUGGAAAAAUCUCACCUGUACAACCACAUGAAGUACAGCCUAUGUAAGAACUCCAUGUCUCUGCUGAGGGAGUCGGAAUGGCCUUAUAAAAAAGGCAACAUCCUGCAUCCAGACCAGAUACGUCGAUUUCAGCAGGUGUGUGGCCUCCAUGCGGCGGAGAAAGAUGAACUGCAGCAGGCGACACAGACCGGGGAGGGGCAACAAAUAAUCUUAGAAAAAGAAAGAGAUAACAAGAAAGACAGAGAAGAUGUGGAGUUUGGGGCCAGAGGUGAACAACCAGAUGUUGGAAUGGCCAAGGAGAGUAACAGGAACAGAGAGACCUAUGCGGAAUUAAUUGGCAAGAAAACGAAACUCCAAAACUCAAAGGUUCUUACACCGGACAUGUUGUCCUUAGAAGACCAGAUUUUACAAGCCCACUCAGUCGAAGGACUAGCCCAGGCUAAUCAUUAUGAACCACCAAAGACGUGUCUCACAUCUCCUGAGCUGCUGCCUAGAAAAUGGUGGCUGUUAGCAUCAGGCCAUACUAAGGUCAAAUCAGAGGGAGCGAUGCCCUAUGUGAGUAGUUCAAAACCCUGUUACCCUUUCGCCCAAAACCUGGCAGAUUAUCAGGACCUCACAGCGGCACAUCUCUCAGCACUUGGGGUGGACUAUGCCAUCAAGUCCAACCCCUUGUCCAAGCUGAACUCCUCUCCUAUUCCUACUACUGCAACGAGUGCUACCACCCACAGCCACGCGCAGCUCCCUCCACCCCCCUUCCUGGCAUCAGCAGCUCAAUUGAUGCACUUAGCCUCUGGUAUGGAUACAGAUAGAGCCCUCCUCCCAUUUCAUCUGUACUACCCGUUCCUGUGCGAUCACACAACUGGACCGGCGUUAGGUCAGAGUGACUUAGGUAAGCAACUGAAACCGUCAGCAAAUUGCCUAGAAGGAAAUCCCCAGUCCACCUACCUGCCUAAAAUCAGUUUGUGGAAGGCACCAACGUUACUGCCAGAAAAGACAACACAUUUACCUGCCGGCUGGGCAGCGACACAGGGAGACACCAUUAGCUUCAAGGUUGGGGAUACACUGCCGACAUCAGCCAAGGAAAGAAAACUAAGCUGGAACUUAAAGAGAACAGGGCCUCCGCUGUGGAGCCAUGAGGAACCAGUGGAGAAGAGGCCGACCCUGGGCUUUACUGUGGAUGUGCUGAAGAAUAUUCAAACUGCAGUGGCAACAGACAAACUACUUCAUCAGAAAAGUUCACCCAGCACUCAGCUUCAACCCUGGCCUAAUGAUAUGUUGUACAGUGAUACUUUAACUAAUUAUAGAAGUGAAGCAUCUUCAAUUAGUGGAAGACCCAAUAGUCAAGAUCUGUCCGCUGUCCGGAUGGUUGGGGAUCAUGCCCCAGAGUCAGUGGACGCUCUCCUAAGCAACCUAACCACAGCUUUGCAGGAGUACCAAAAGGCUGAGUGCAAAAUUUCUCAACUGGAAAAGGACAACCUGCCUGUCCAGCAUUAUCUCUGGGACCAUCUAAGCAAAAUCCGGGGUGAGUUGUCCCACAUACAACAAGCGCUGGAGCAGAUGGCUCCUCAGUGCGACAGACCUCUUGACCUGUCAUUCAAGAAGGACUCCCUACAUUUCACAAUGGAGGACGGUAGUUUCGAAGACAGCCGAAAGACUAAAGGCAAGACGCAGGGAGUUGAAGCGGUAAAGCAGGAGGAGGAGAACGAGUGUGAAAAAAAAGUGCUGAGGUCGUCUUUAGAAAGUUGUAAACAGUCACUGGAAAUUAUGUUUAAAAUGAAUCAGGCAUCAGUAGAAAACACGAAAGUUCUCUCGGCUGAUAGUUUUGCAAUUGAGCCCAGUUCGGAAGAAGCCUCGUGGCCCAGCAGAACAACGAAAUGUGAGGCAGACUCCAGUGUUCUACUCGGGCCCGAUGGCCGAUCUGUUGUGUUCGCCGAUCUCUCUGUUUCUUCUAAAUCCUCAAAGAAAGCCUUGCAGCAACGAGGAGACACUUCAUAAAAUGUAUUACAUAUUUUGACUUUUAAACUACAGACUGUCCUAGUCUUCAUAAGGAAAUAAAACAGUGAGCUGUAAUUUUUUUUUGUAUCCUGCUUACAGCUACUGGCAGUUUAACUGGAGAAUACUGGGAAAGUAGCAGUAGCUAUGCAUGAGCACAUGAUACAUUAGGAAACCUAUACAGUAUGUUCGACACUCUUAAUAUGGAUUUUAAAGAUCUAGGGUUAAUUUGAUUUCUUAUCUAAUAGUAAUUUUCUGUUUAUCUUCCUAAUCCCUACCAUCUCUGUGUUCCCUCUGAUUUCCUUAUAAAAUAUAUCCAUUGACUCUUAUCACCACUUUUCUGUUUAUUUUCAUGUUGUCUAUAUAACAUUUAAAUAUAAAUAAUUUUUUUUCUGACAUUCUCUUUGACAUCUAUACGUUCAUGUGCUGCUCUAUCAGUGUUAUUGAUAAUUUAUUCUCACCAACUGUGUCCGCUACAUUUGGUGACAUGUUUUGUUAUUUAACUUGUGUGUAACAAUAUUAUGUUGGGCUGCAAUAUUUGACUAAAAAAAAUAAAAUAAAAUGGCAUCGUUCACACCAUGUUUCUUUACGCAUUCUGUACAAUGACUGUCAUCUGCGGCACCUUUGGUACAAAUGCA
Cynoglossus semilaevis (tongue sole) is the source of this 3109-nucleotide messenger RNA. It is a transcript of the gene prr35, whose product is annotated as proline rich 35. The transcript is spliced from 3 exons. NCBI's taxonomy places the organism in Eukaryota, Metazoa, Chordata, Actinopteri, Pleuronectiformes, Cynoglossidae. The record is from RefSeq and is a predicted model, not a curated record. The coding region runs from base 345 to 2474 and encodes 709 amino acids.